AUGAAGGGUACGGAUCCCUCCCUCUCUCAUGAUAGGAUGGUUAGCCCCCCCAUUCUAUCAUGGGACAGGGGAACCGUAGGGGCUUGCCCCGGGCCUGUGACCAUUCAUGGCCUCUGGGACCUUAGUUGUUCUGGUACUAUCUACUGUGGUGCGGAAGCUAGAGAAGUAGGUUUUGUCUUUUCCAAGGAUGCCAUCAGGUGGUAUCCUUACCUAUUGGUCGUGGAGUGCAGGGAUAGGAAAGAGUCCGGUUAA
Messenger RNA from Nezara viridula (southern green stink bug), 252 nucleotides. The record is from the annotation of a GenBank genome assembly. Lineage: Eukaryota; Metazoa; Arthropoda; Insecta; Hemiptera; Pentatomidae.